CUCCCCAAAAACCCCUGUGCCUCCCUCGACACGGCGACGUUCAGCACGACGGAGAUGGCGCUGGCUCUGAACCGGUACCUGUGCCUGGCGGUGCUGCCGCUCAUCACCAAGUGCGCGCCGCUGUUCGCGGGCACGGAGCACCGCGCCAUCAUGGUGGACUCCAUGCUGCACACCAUCUACCGCCUGUCGCGCGGCCGCGCCCUCACCAAGGCCCAGCGCGACGCCAUCGAGGAGUGUCUCAUGGCGCUCUGCAGGUACAUCCGCCCCUCGAUGCUGCAGCACCUCCUGCGCCGCCUCGUCUUCGACGUCCCCAUCCUCAACGAGUUCGCCAAGAUGCCCCUCAAGCUGCUGACGAACCACUACGAGCGGUGCUGGAGGUACUACUGCCUCCCCAACGGGUGGCCCAACAUGGGCGUCAGCUCCGAGGAGGAGCUGCACCUCACCAGGAAGCUCUUCUGGGGCAUCUUCGACUCCCUGGCGCACAAGAAGUUCGAGGCCGAGCUGUACAAACUGGCCAUGCCAUGUCUCUGUGCCAUCGCCGGUGCCCUCCCCCCUGACUAUGUGGAUGCCAGUUACUCCUCCCGCACCGAGAAAAAGGCCUCGGUGGACGCCGAGGGCAACUUCGACCCCAAACCCGUCGAGACCCUCAAGUAGGGG
Messenger RNA from Corapipo altera (White-ruffed manakin), 657 nucleotides. Its product is annotated as ryanodine receptor 1-like. Gene Ontology annotation, cellular component: smooth endoplasmic reticulum; sarcolemma; calcium channel complex. NCBI's taxonomy places the organism in Eukaryota, Metazoa, Chordata, Aves, Passeriformes, Pipridae. The coding region runs from base 55 to 654 and encodes 199 amino acids. Gene Ontology annotation, molecular function: ryanodine-sensitive calcium-release channel activity. The transcript has 5 exons. Gene Ontology annotation, biological process: calcium ion transport. The record is from RefSeq and is a predicted model, not a curated record.